AUGGGCGGGGUGUUGAGCGCGCUGUUCGGCGGCCACCGGCGGAGAGCGGCCGAGGCGAGGAGGAUGACGAUGUCGAGGAGCGGUGAGCCGUCGGGACACGGCCGUGGAGGCGGCGGAGGCGGCGAGCAGCGGCGGAGGGGGAUGCUGUCCAAGAAGUACUCGUACAUACCGGACACCUUCACCUCUCUCGACCAGGUGGCUUCGGCGCUGCGCGAUCAGGGCCUCGAGUCGUCCAACCUCAUCCUCGGGGUGGACUUCACCAAGAGCAACGAAUGGACAGGGAAGCGGUCGUUCAACGGACAGAGCCUGCACAAGCUGGGCGACGCGCCCAACCCUUACGAGGCGGCCAUCAGCAUCAUCGGCAAGACGCUCGCUCCCUUCGACGAGGACAACCUCAUCCCCUGCUUCGGCUUCGGCGACGCGACCACGCACGACUACAACGUCUUCAGCUUCCACCCGGACAACUCGCCGUGCCACGGCUUCGAGGAGGUGCUGGCCUGCUACCGGAACGUCGUGCCGCACCUCAGGCUAUCAGGGCCGACGUCCUUCGCGCCGAUCGUGGAGGCCGCCGUCGACAUCGUGGACAGGACCGGAGGCCAGUACCAUGUCCUCGUCAUCGUCGCCGACGGCCAGGUCACUAGGAGUGUGGAUACCAGUGAUGGCGAUCUGAGCCCGCAGGAGAGAAGAACCGUGGACUCCAUUGUCAUGGCCAGUUCGUAUCCCUUGUCCAUCGUGCUGGUCGGGGUCGGGGAUGGCCCAUGGGAGGACAUGCAGAAGUUCGACGACAAGCUCCCCGCGCGCGCCUUCGACAACUUCCAGUUUGUGAACUUCACGUCCAUCAUGUCGAGGAACGCGACGCUGCAGCAGAAGGAGUCGGCGUUCGCGCUGGCGGCGCUCAUGGAGGUGCCCAUCCAGUACAAGGCCACCAUGGAGCUCGGCAUCCUAGGCCGGUCCACGGGGAAGGCCAAGAGGGUCGUCCCGGCCCCGCCUCCGCUGCCGGGGUCUGCGCAGAGGCAGCCGUCGUCGUUCAGGCGGGAGGCUAGCGGCGCGAACGCCGCGGCGGCGGAGCCAAGAGAGGAUCAGGUGUGCCCAAUCUGCUUGACCAAUGCCAAGGAUCUAGCAUUUGGCUGCGGCCACAUGGGAGUGUGGGGAGAACCUCGACAGAUGCCCGAUAUGCCGAGAGACAAUACGCUCCAAGCUGAGGCUGUACACGGGAUGAUUGAUUCAAACCAAAAUAUGUCAUUAUAUUUGUUUCAAAUGUGA
Triticum turgidum subsp. durum (durum wheat) is the source of this 1263-nucleotide messenger RNA. NCBI's taxonomy places the organism in Eukaryota, Viridiplantae, Streptophyta, Magnoliopsida, Poales, Poaceae. The record is from the annotation of a GenBank genome assembly.